AAACAGCACUUCAAGGCCCACCAGGUCUGGGACAUGAUGAGUCUUCAAGGACAAAAGAUGAAGGCUAAAGAAAUGUCAACAAUUGGGAGCUUUGAAGGAUUCCAGCCUGUGUCUCUGAAGCAGGAAGGAGAUGUCCAACUCUCUGAGACUGAUCCCCUGUCCAAGGAAGAUGGAGACUCUGGCAAGGACCCAGUGCCAAGGCAGAUUUCAAGACAGUCAAGUGUGACCAAAUCAACACUUUUCCCAAAUCCUUAUCACCAACCUUACAUUUCACGGAAGUACUUUGCUACCCGGCCCGGGGCCAUUCAGACUGCUGUGGAAGAUUUGAAAGGCCACAUAGCAGAGACUUCUGGAGAGACCAUCCAAGGCUUCUGGCUCUUGACUGAGAUAGACCACUGGAACAAUGAAAAGGAGAAAGUGUUGCUGCUCACAGACAAGAUGCUCUUGAUCUGCAAAUAUGACUUUAUCAUGCUCAGCUGCGUACAGACACAGAAGGUUCCCCUGAGUGCGGUGUGUCGAAUCUGCCUGGGCAAGUUCACCUUCCCAGGGAUGUCACUGGACAAAAGACCAGGAGAAGGUCUUAGGAUCUACUGGGGGAGCCCAGAGGAACAGUCCCUGAUGUCUCGCUGGAACCCAUGGUCAACUGAAGUUCCUUAUGCUACCUUCACUGAACACCCUAUGAAGUACACCAAUGAGAAUUUCAUUGAAAUUUGCAAACUGACCGGGUUCGUGUCUAAGCUUGUUCCAGCUAUUCAGAAUGCACACAAGAAUUCCACGGGACCUGGGAGAAGAAUAGAACUGAUGGUGUUAACACAACCCAUUCUGAUUGAGACCUACAUGGGGCUCAUAUCAUCUAUUGGAAACCGCAACAAACUUGGCUAUUCCCUGGCCCGGGGCAGUAUUGGCUUUUGAGACUUAUUUUGUUCCUGUGUGCAUAUAUGUUAUAUAUGUACAUGGACAUACCUAUAUUGAAGUUUUGUUUAAGUUCACUGCAUUUAGGGGCUUCAACAAUUGAUUAUUUUAAAAUAGUAUUAUAUGACUGAUCAUUUAAUGGUUUAGGAAAUCUAAAAAUUUGAUUGGAAUCAAAUUUCCUUAAAACUAGAAAAUAAAUACUUCUAAUCUCAUCAAAUAAUGUUAUCAAUUGAGUGCCUGAUCAAAACCUUGGAGCAGUGUGAAGGAGGGGCUAAACAGUUAAGGCACUUGC
This is a messenger RNA of Jaculus jaculus (lesser Egyptian jerboa), 1204 nucleotides long. It is a transcript of the gene Tprg1, whose product is annotated as tumor protein p63 regulated 1. Gene Ontology annotation, cellular component: cytoplasm. The transcript is spliced from 7 exons. The coding region runs from base 34 to 912 and encodes 292 amino acids. The record is from RefSeq and is a predicted model, not a curated record. NCBI's taxonomy places the organism in Eukaryota, Metazoa, Chordata, Mammalia, Rodentia, Dipodidae.